Drosophila gunungcola (fruit fly) is the source of this 2470-nucleotide messenger RNA. RefSeq names its product poly(ADP-ribose) glycohydrolase (gene Parg). Gene Ontology annotation, cellular component: cytoplasm; nucleus. The transcript is spliced from 2 exons. Gene Ontology annotation, molecular function: poly(ADP-ribose) glycohydrolase activity. NCBI's taxonomy places the organism in Eukaryota, Metazoa, Arthropoda, Insecta, Diptera, Drosophilidae. Bases 195 to 2330 code for a protein of 711 amino acids. Gene Ontology annotation, biological process: carbohydrate metabolic process; nucleotide-sugar metabolic process; ATP generation from poly-ADP-D-ribose. The record is from RefSeq and is a predicted model, not a curated record.
CAGCCGGCCGGCUCGAAGUCUGGUCACACUUGCCACCCAGAACAUACAAAUUGGUUUCUUUUCGAGCGGAAAACCUAUAGAUUUUAAGAAUUUCGACCAUUUUGCGAGCAAUCCAUACCACUUACCGAGUGCCGGCACAUUGCCGUGUAGCAAGUUUAUCGCUGGGCGAUAGGAUUCGUUUAAAAUCCGCCAAAAUGUCGCAGUCACCGGAUGGCGGGAUUUCCAAAAUGGAAACGGACGAAGGGCCGGUGCUUCCGGUAGACUACCGGCCGCAAUCGUGGCGUGGACUGCCCAUGGAGGCUAUACAUCGUCAGCGCCAGCCCUUCGAACUGGAACACUUGCCAGCCGUGACGGCGGGAAACCUUCACCGGGUGAUGUACCAACUGCCCAUACGGGACACCCCGCCUCGCCCACACAAAUCACCGGGUAAGUGGGAUUCGGAGCAUGUGCGUCUGCCAUGCGCGCCAGAGUCGAAGUAUCCACGAGAAGCGGCAGAUGGCAGCACCAGCAUCGAUUCCCGCUGGGGCAUGAUAGAGCGGGCCCUGCUGCAGCCCAUCGAAUCCAGUGAGGAGCUUCAGAACGCCAUUCUAUCCUAUAACACCACCUAUCGCGACCAAUGGCACUUCCGGGCACUGCAUCAGCUGUUCGAGGAGGAGCUGGACGAGAGCGAGACGAGGGUCUUCUUCGAGGACCUGCUGCCCCGCAUCAUCCGACUGGCCCUGCGGCUGCCCGACUUGAUUCAAUCCCCGGUGCCGCUGCUCAAGCAGCACAAGAACGCCUCGCUGAGCCUGAGCCAGCAGCAGAUCGCCUGUUUGCUGGCCAACGCCUUCCUGUGCACAUUUCCCAGGCGCAACACGCUGAAAAGGAAGUCCGAGUACAGCUCGUUUCCCGAUAUCAACUUUAACAGGCUCUAUCAAUCGACGGGUCAGGCUGUGCUGGAGAAGCUCAAGUGCAUUAUGCACUAUUUCCGGCGUGUGUGUCCCACGGAGCGGGAUGCCAGCAAUGUGCCCACCGGUGUGGUGACCUUUGUGCGCCGCAGCGGCAUGCCCGAGCAUCUAAUCGACUGGAGCCAGAGUGCGGCGCCCCUGGGCGAUGUGCCAUUGCAUGUGGAUGCCGAGGGCACGAUCGAGGACGAGGGCAUUGGCCUGCUGCAAGUGGACUUUGCCAACAAGUACCUGGGUGGCGGUGUCCUCGGACAUGGUUGCGUGCAGGAGGAGAUACGCUUUGUGAUCUGCCCGGAGCUCUUGGUGAGCAAACUCUUCACGGAAAGUCUGCGACCCUUCGAGGCACUCGUGAUGCUGGGCGCCGAGCGGUAUAGCAACUAUACGGGCUAUGCUGGCAGCUUCGCCUGGUCGGGCAACUGUGAGGAUGCCACGCCGCGGGAUAGCUCUCAUCGCCGGCAAACGGCCAUUGUGGCCAUAGAUGCGUUGCAUUUUGCCCAGUCGCAGCAUCAAUAUCGCGAGGAUCUAAUGGAACGGGAGCUGAACAAGGCAUACAUAGGUUUUGUCCACUGGAUGGACAUGCCACCGCCAGGCGUGGCCACCGGCAACUGGGGCUGUGGUGCCUUUGGCGGAGAUUCCUACUUGAAAGCCCUGCUGCAACUCAUGGUCUGCGCCCAACUGGGCAGACCUUUGGCCUACUAUACCUUUGGCAACACCGACUUCAGAGACGACUUCCAUGACAUGUGGCUGUUGUUUCAAAGUGAGGCGACUACGGUGCAGCAGCUUUGGAGUAUUUUAAGGUCCUACAGUCAGCUCAUGAAGGAGCACAGCUCUGCCAAGGAGCCGCGUGAGCAGAAGGCAACAAAAAAGAAGCUUUACGAAUUUAUAAAGGAGGAAUUAAAGAAAGCGACGCCUGUGGAAGCUGGAACACCAGGAACAUCCGGAUCAGCAGAGGCAAAAUCGGAAUCAAAAGCCUCAGUAACAUCGGCGAAAACCUCGCCAGAAGUCAACAAAAAGACAACCCAACAAAGUCCCGAUCUCUUUCCCCCCCAAUCAUCGCAAGAUGAUUCCGAUUCCUCGCCAGAACAGGGUAUUCUCAUGCUUUCCGAUGAUGAGGAGGCCAAUGCCAUGAUGGAGGCCGCCAGUUUGGAGGCAAAAAACAGCAAGGAAGCCAGCAACAGCAGCAGCAGCGCACCGGCCAAGAGUAAUAGUUCCACUACUGGAACAGUUAGCGGUGGUCGCCAGUUGACCUUGCUCGAGAUGCUGGACACACACUACGAAAAGGGACAGGCCUCGAAGAGGCCACGAAAGGCGGCCAAUGCUGAGGGCCAAGCAAAGAGUCGCAAGGAGAACAACGAUGUGCAGGACAAGGAGGAUUUUGUUGACUAAGUGAUAUACCUAUAUUGCCCUAGAGCAUUUGUAGUACCCUAGGAAAAAGUCCUACCCCAAGCGAAACGAAGUUCUAACCCAAAUGUUACCAAAUUCUUGGAAUUUUGCUAGACUAAGCUCACCUAUAUAGUGUAACUGAA